CUGUGCUGAGCUGUCAGCCUUGGCCACGGACCUGGGAGCCCGACGGAGGCAGAGGACCCCCUGGCCGGGCUCGGGCCACAUCGCCGUCCUCCCGCGGCCCCGCGAGCCCGGGCAGAGGCCGCCAGCAUGGGGCAGGAAGAGGAGCUGCUGAGAAUCGCCAAGAAACUGGAUAAAAUGGUGUCCAGAAAGCACACGGAAGGAGCCCUGGAUCUCCUGAAGAAACUGAAUGGCUACAAGAUGUCAAUCCAGUUACUGCAGACCACCAGGAUUGGGAUUGCUGUCAAUGGGGUCCGGAAGCACUGCUUGGAUAAGGAGGUGGUGGCGCUGGCCAAAAUUCUCAUCAAGAACUGGAAGCGGCUCCUGGAUGCCCCUGAGACCCCCAAAAAGGAGAAAUCGAUGGAAAAAGAAAAAGAGAAGAAGAAAGAGCAAGGGGUUGACCUUUCUGACUGGAAACCACUGGGGGCUUUUUCCCCCCAGAACAAAAGCCCAGGGGAAGAAGGAAAGGACAGGAGAGACUCUUCAGAGUCGGGGUCUUCCUCCACAGUCUCCUCCCCGUCUUUUUCCUCCUCCUCGUCUCCUCAGAAGAGACCAGUGGAAAGAGCUAACAGCAGCAAAGGGAAAGUGGAGACCCCAAAGACACCCACCAGCCCCUCUUCCCCUACAUUUUCUCCAUCGACCUGCUUCUUGGCUCCGUGCUACCUCACAGGAGACUCCGUCCGGGAUAAGUGCGUGGAGAUGCUGUCAGCAGCCCUGAAGAUGGAUGGUGAUUACAAAGAAUAUGGAGUCAACUGUGACAAGAUGGCAUCAGAGAUUGAAGAUCAUAUAUAUCAAGAACUGAAGGGCACAGACAUGAAGUAUCGGAACCGGGUGCGCAGCCGAAUCAGUAACCUCAAGGAUCCCAGGAACCCCACCUUGAGGCGGAACGUGCUCUGUGGGGCCAUUUCCACCAGCCUCAUUGCCAGGAUGACGGCCGAGGAAAUGGCCAGUGAUGAGCUGAAGGAGCUGAGGAGCGCCAUGACGCUGGAGGCCAUUCGGGAGCACCAGAUGGCCAAGACCGGGGGCACCACGACCGAUCUUUUCCAGUGCAGCAAGUGUAAAAAGAAGAAUUGUACUUACAAUCAGGUGCAGACACGAAGUGCUGAUGAGCCCAUGACCACUUUUGUCUUAUGUAACGAGUGCGGCAACCGCUGGAAGUUCUGCUGAGCGGCUGCCGGCCGGGCCUGCGGUGUUGGAGAACCCGAAGGAGAAGGCUCUGGGCUCCCUGCCUGGAGCCAGAGAGGCCAGAUAGGAAGGAUUGCACAGAGGAGCCUCCCCAGAAUCCACAGCUGGCUCCGGCCUCAGCUUUCCUCAGUGGGUUAGAAAGGGUAUUUUUACUGGGAAGUCCAGAACGGCAGAGCUCUGACCCAUGCUUGUGCCCCCCAGAUCCUGCAGCAGAGUAGAAAUACAAACUUAUCUAAGGUUCCCACAGAAUGCCCAAACUACCAGAGAAAUUAAAAUCUAGGCCGUCCUAAAUGAGAGGCAUUUUGGGACAUGGACUAUCCAAGGACACGGGGAUGGAGGGAGAUAGAGGGAAAAGCUGAGGCCCAGAGAAAAGAGACUUGCCCUAGGCGGCAGAGACAGCUCGUGUUGGGUGCCCCAGAUGCCCACAGAGCUCAGCCCCCGUACCAUCCUCUAGAUGGCAGGAACAGCUCAUGUUGGGCACUGAUACCCCAGAUGCCCACAGAGCUCAGCCCCCGUACCAUCCUCUAGAUGGCAGGAACAGCUCAUGUUGGGCACUGAUACCCUAGAUGCCCACAGAGCUCAGCCCCCGUACCAUCCUCUAGAUGGCAGGAACAGCUCAUGUUGGGCACUGGUACCCCAGAUGCCCACAGAGCUCAGCCCCGUACCAUCUUUUAGGUGGCAGGAAUCGUUUAUGUUGGGCACUGGUACCCCACAUGCCCAUGGAGCUCAGCCCCCAUACAAUCCUCUAGGUGGCAGGAACAGCCUAGUUGGGUACUGGUACCCCAGCUAUCCAGGUCUGGGCUCUGUACUUUCCUGCUCCUGGGGAAUGACUGCAAAGACAUGGGUAUUUGAAUCCUUCCCCAGCGAUGAAUUCUUAAGGUUUUCUCCACUAAAAAUACCAAGUGUGACAUCCCUGUCUGUCCCAUCAUUUCCUUCACCUAGCAACCAGCGCCUCAUUUGGUCUAGUAUUAGCUUUAAGAAGAUCCCAAUCUUUGGAUUCAGGGGUCAUCAUUAAGUAGUUUUCAGACCCAUUUUGGGGGUUUUCUUGGAAAUAUUUGCCAUUCCCUUUUUCAGAUCAUUUUACAGAUGAGGAAACUGAGGCAGGCAGGAUGAAGUGACUGGGAAGCUGGGAAAUAUCUGAGGCUGUAUUGGAACUGAGGCCCUCCUGCCUCCAGGCCCGGCUCUCUAUUCACUGCAACCAGCUUAAAGCUCAUCUCUGCUGCUGGAUGACAUUGAGCCGAAUCCCUUCCCCUCCAUGGGCCUCAGUAUCACCAAAUAUAAAAUGGAAAGACUGGGUUAGUUAGUUUCUGAUAUUCCUUCCAGAUCAAAAUCCAUAUUCCCACGAGAUUCCAUUUAUAUAUCACAUUAGCAUUACAAAAUCCUCUCACUUAUGUCUUCCUAUCUGGCCCCCUUGGCAAUCCUGUGAGAUAGAGAGCAUGAAUAUACUCUGAGAAAACUGACUUACAGAAAAGAGUGGACUCCCAGGUCCUGAUGGCACAUUGUUGUACCCACCCACAUCUUCCUGAUUCUUAGACUCAUUUAUUCUGUUAGACUUGACCUGUCUAGGCUUAUGUGACAACUGGGAAUCCUCCAUGAAUCACGAAAAGUCUUCCCUCUCCUGGUCCUCAUGGCCCCUUAUUCUCAUUCGGUUUAGGUGGGGACCUUUGGGAGACUCCUCAAAUCAGGAACUGCCUGUGGCUUCCUAAGCGAUGUCAUAUUCUCUCUGGGGGAGCCACAGCCUGGCAUGGGGCUUUCCCUGAUCACCACUCAGGGGACAGGGCAUCUGACAGAGGGAGCUCCUGUAGGAUGUCCUUCCUUCCAAAUUUUCCCCUUGACUGCAUUUGCUAAUUGCAAUGAUUUGGGCAGUGGUGCUGCAGGAAGCAGAUUUCUAGGGACCUCCAUUUACCCCUUCUUCUGGUCACCCCCUGGAGAGCUGCCCUCCCUGCCCACGGCUGAAAAGCAGAAGCAUUGGCCAGCCUCUGCCCCCCUGGGGCUCAGAUAGAUGAGCUUGUUCCCCAAUUGGUUCUUGGGGAUCAGACAAGGGAAUGUGCCCAAGCCAAACAGCUAGCGAGUUAGGCAAGAGAUCAUAGUGACCCCUGUCAUCCCCCCAGAAUGCACUAAGUACCCCCUUCCCUUGAAAUGGAGUCCCCAGGCAUCUUCUCCUACCUGUAAAUAAACUCUGUACAGAAA
Antechinus flavipes (yellow-footed antechinus) is the source of this 3411-nucleotide messenger RNA. It is a transcript of the gene TCEA3, whose product is annotated as transcription elongation factor A3. Gene Ontology annotation, molecular function: zinc ion binding; nucleic acid binding. Gene Ontology annotation, cellular component: nucleus. Lineage: Eukaryota; Metazoa; Chordata; Mammalia; Dasyuromorphia; Dasyuridae. Gene Ontology annotation, biological process: transcription elongation by RNA polymerase II; DNA-templated transcription. The transcript is spliced from 11 exons. The coding region runs from base 127 to 1203 and encodes 358 amino acids. The record is from RefSeq and is a predicted model, not a curated record.